GACUAGGCUCCCUCGACCUUGCUGGAAUGUCCCAUUAGGCAAUCAAUUAUUCUCAUAGUCCAAAGUUUUUAGAAUACAUAUAAAUUUAUUGUCACAAAAAUAUAUUUGAUCUGCUACACAAAAUCUUGGACAAGUUGUUGUAGAGAAGAUGGGGAUGAAGAAUAGUUAUUUGGCAAUGAAGACAGAUGCAGCAGUAGCAAGUGAUUUGAUUGAUUCAGAUUUGAAGGAAAUUGGUGUUGCUGCUAAGAAGUUAGCUAAUCAUGCUAUUAUGCUUGGUGGCCUUGGUUUUGGCACUACUUUUUUCAAAUGGCUUGCUUCUUUUGCUGCUAUUUACUUGUUAAUCUUGGAUCGAACAAACUGGAGGACCAACAUGCUUACAACCCUCCUAAUUCCUUACAUUUUCUUGAGUCUCCCUUCUUUAAUCUUUGGUUGGUUCAGGGGAGAUUUUGGAAAAUGGCUCUCUUUGAUUGCUGUUAUAAUACGCCUUUUUUUCCCUAAACAUUUUCCAGAUUGGCUUGAAGCACCAGCAGCAUUGGUCCUUCUGAUAGUGGUGGCGCCUAGUUUAUUUGCUGACACCAUAAGGGGCGAUUGGAUUGGUACGUUGAUUUGCCUAGUCAUUGGGUGCUAUCUGUUGCAAGAACACAUUAGAGCAUCUGGUGGAUUCAGAAAUUCGUUCACUAAAGCUAAUGGCAUUUCAAACACUAUUGGAAUCAUCCUUCUUUUGGUAUAUCCAGUCUGGGCAUUGAUUCUCCACUUCAUAUAAACAACCAAAUUCGACAAAUCAUGAUUGCAAUUCGUUUGGAAGAUAUUUGAGUGUGAUUGUUUUUCUUGAGUUCUUCUACAACACAGUUAUGUGUGGUGCUUUUGUAAAGGAUUGCUUGUUCGUUAUGUGAAUAAUGGCACAUUCAGAUUUGGUAGACUCUUGAACUUAAAUUCAAGAUACUUAAUUAUCAUUACUUGGUAAUUAUAUGAUGGAGUUCAUAUCUACACAGUAUAAGGGAAAGAACCCGGACAGUACAUAUAUAUAUAUAUCUGGUCUUUCUGAGUA
Capsicum annuum is the source of this 1048-nucleotide messenger RNA. Its product is annotated as cold-regulated 413 plasma membrane protein 2. Lineage: Eukaryota; Viridiplantae; Streptophyta; Magnoliopsida; Solanales; Solanaceae. Gene Ontology annotation, cellular component: membrane. The record is from RefSeq and is a predicted model, not a curated record. Bases 149 to 763 code for a protein of 204 amino acids. The transcript is spliced from 4 exons.